Haliotis rufescens (red abalone) is the source of this 5375-nucleotide messenger RNA. RefSeq lists its product as uncharacterized. The transcript has a single exon. Lineage: Eukaryota; Metazoa; Mollusca; Gastropoda; Lepetellida; Haliotidae. Gene Ontology annotation, molecular function: ubiquitin protein ligase activity. Bases 125 to 1438 code for a protein of 437 amino acids. Gene Ontology annotation, biological process: protein ubiquitination; ubiquitin-dependent protein catabolic process. The record is from RefSeq and is a predicted model, not a curated record.
GCUCUAGAAAAAUGGCGUCGUGUCAGCGUACUUGCAGGUUCUGUUCAAGUGUUUAUCAUUUUUUCAAUAAACGGAAACAGAACUUAUGAAAUUCAGAAGAUAAUUGCUAACACGUGUUACAAAGAUGGUCACUGUGGAAGCAGUAUCUCAGGGAUUUUGUACAUUUUGUUCAACGAUGUCCCAGACCGUAGCAACGAUCUGUGAAAUUGUCAGUUAUGUUGUGUAUACAAACUACCAAGUUAUGUCGACGGUGUGUCAUUACGCAUCGUUGAUUGUCACAACACUUGCCUGGGCGUUAGAGAGGAUCGUCUGUGCAACAAUGGACGUAGGACAUCACAUCUUUGACUUCGCAACAGAUUUGUUUGGGUGUUUCUGCACUCUCUGUGCCCUUAUUUGGAGAAUAUUAUUGUUGUUGUACAAAGUUGUUUGUUUUGUUUUGACUGGAAUUGAAACAAUUGCAGUGUGCAUAUGGACUGGAAGCUAUGUGACUUUAACAACCUUAAAGCAUUCUGCAACAGAUGUCAUUGAAACGUGUGGAUCUACAUGGAACUAUGGUAUUGACAUGUCGAGAAACUUUGUUGACACUGUCGUUGGCGGUUUCUCAAUGAUUGGAACUUUGACAGUAUCUAUUGUCAAAGGUGUCUUCAGUGGCCUUGGGUAUGGGUUUGCAUCCUUGCUUGAGUGUGUGUGGAAACUUGGAGACAAAUUGUGCAAUGCCUGGGACAAUGUGACAACAAAUCUCUCAGAAACGUUUACGUUCUCAAAGGAAGUGUACCUGGGUAUUCUGUUGUGUUGUAUGUUUUAUGUCAUCGUAUCCGAGCUGAUCAAGUUUUUUCAGAACAGAGGUUUUUCAUUUUUGAGUUGGUGGCGACGAGGAGUGAGAAGACAGCACCGAAGGGCACACAAUAUAUUUGAUAUUGACAAUGACUUUGAGAGUGACUUUGAUUUUGAUGAUCAAGACUAUGAAAGUGAAGAGAAUGAGUAUGUCAGUGAUGACAAUGAAACAUUGACAGGAGGUAGUGAUGAUGAAGAUGGGAGUGAUGAAGAUUCGGAUGAUGAUGAUGAAGAUGAUGAUGAGAGUGAAGGGUCUUUGAAUUCUCAAACUUUUUCCUCAGAUGAUAGUGACCAUGAAAUUGAAGUCCAGCUCCCUAGUCCAGCUGAGAGGUACAGUUUACGGAGUCGAUCUUCCACACCAAGCAGGGCACAGAAGCUGGAAAUGAGUACCCAUGAGUAUGAAAUUGAAAUUGAACGAGAGAAAGACAAGAGGAAAUGUGUUGUAUGUCAAGAUCAGACGAAGUCAGUUCUCAUUUUGCCAUGUCGGCAUAUGUGCUUGUGUGUAGACUGUGCAAAUCGAAUUGUCCGAUCUCGAUUGAUAGAAAGACGUGUUUGCCCAUUAUGCAGACAAAGAAUUCAAAAGGUUAUGGAUGUAUUUGUGUGAUAGAGAGCUUGAUAAUUGUAACCAUGCUACCUGUGAAUGAAUCUUUUGAAAGGUUUCAUACUCUUCACUUUUGAAAUAUGCUGAUUCAGGUUUACAAAUUAUGAUGUGAUAUGUCCACUAGUCUGAGACGAGUAAAAUAAGAAGGGAAUAGUGACAUUUCCUUGUAAACUUCUACUUUCCCAUAAGGUAGAUGAAACUUUGUAGAAUAUUAUCAUUUUGCGCCAAGAAAAAUAAGAUAAUUUUACUACCUUGACAACAUGGUACAUGUACUGAUUGCCUGUCAUAAGCAAAAGCUUAGUCAUCUUAGCAUGCUUAGUGCUAUUACCAUUUCAUUGAAUAUCAUGUCACAAUACCUUGUAUAACUACUGCCAACAAUAACUUAUGUGUCAUGUAGUUCGUAGAUAUAUCCUGUAUAUAUAUCAUUAUUUAUGUGUCUGUACACAGUUGUAGUAAGGGUCAUCUGUAAAUACAAUGCAGAGCCUAUGGUGUAACCAUGGUAACAGUGCUACCAAAUUUAUUGACAAUAGACUGCAACACAGUCAGAUCAUUUUUUGUUUCAUAAACAGUUUCAUUCCACUCAAAUCAGGAGCAAGUUAUGUUUGUGUACAUGAUGUAUGCUAUGUUUUGAUUAUUUCUCGUUUUUCAUCAUGUUCGGCUAGAUUAUUGUUUGGGGCUAUCACAUAAUCAAGAUAAUGGUCAGUGUAAUUGAUGUUAUAAAGCAUGCAAUCCAAUUAACUUGGUACCACAAUACGAGAAAUAUGCAAAUGAGGUCAUCUAGUAGGAACAACUUGUCGUAAGAACUGUUCAUGUACAUCUGAUGCCCACUGGGGGCGGUCGGGUAGCCUAGUGGUUAAAGCGUUCGCUCGUCACGCCGAAGACCCAGGUUCGAUUCCUGACAUGGGUACAAUGUGUGAAGCCCGUUUCUGGUGUCCCCCGCCGUGAUAUUGCUGGAAUAUUGCUAAAAGCGGCGUAAAACCAUACUCACUCACUGAUGCCCACUGGCUCCAAAACCUUUGCAUACAGAUUCCGAAAACUUUAGGUAUGGUUUCCCGAUGUUUGAGUGCAUAUGUAAAUGAACAUAGCUGGAAAUCAUUUGGUGCUGUAUUAUAAAUAGGGCAGUCAUUGUCUUCCUGUUAUAUUAGUGAAUGAAAAUAUGUCUUAAUAUUUGAUUAUUUUAAGAUUGACAAAGAUAUUAUUUACCUUGUGUGUUUCUCUGUCAUAAAUAUAGAUUAGGAAUAUAACAUAUGUGUUAAGCUUUACAAAUGCACGCAUAUAUUCAUGGUUUAAUGAUACGGUUCUACAGUACUGUAUUGCGAUAGGAGGCCCAUGAUACAAUACAUCGAGAUACAACCCUUAUAUCAUCAUAUGCAAGUGAUGUUUAAAUAGUUGUCAUGAUUAACGUGAUUAAUGUGUAUAUUUGUCAACUACUCUCCAUAUUGAUUACACAGUAAUAUAUCAGAAUACAAUGGUGUUUUAGCUGAAUAUCCACAUUGUUUAUAUGCAGUUAGCUAGCUUCCUAGGGACUCUGGUGAACUAUAUCAUGUGUAUAAAAAGAAUCCAGAGUACUUCGGUAUGUUAAUCCUCACACUGCCAGCACCAUACCCAGUACAGCUGAGUAUCACCUGGUAUCUUGCGAAACGAUUCGUAUCACGAUAUGGACUGACGAUACUACUGAUAUCACGAUACACCACAUCAAAUAGUAAGAAAUGAUGAAAUCACUGAAAUUCAGCUCUAAAACUCUUUCUUCAUACAUUUAUUUAUUUCCACCUCAUAAGCUUUAACAAAGAAAACCGCAUGAACAAAGCAGUUUUAUUUAAAAGGAUGGCUAUGAAAUGUAACAGAUAGUCGGCAUUUCCUCAGCCACCAUGUCCCUAUGCUCUGCCAUUUUUAGAGGUGGCACAAUGCCACUUCUGCCAUUAUGGGAGGUAACUCUAUUAAUUCCUGUUCUAUUUAUAGCAUAUUUUGAUCUCACAAACUGACGAUUCAAGUAUCUUGUGUACAUAAGUAUUGAUGAUAUAGGCAUCGGUGAAUUGUUACAGCCCGAAAUUCCAACAUCAUUAUAGUGGGUUUCAAGGUGGAUUUUCCCUUUAGCAUGUUUAGUAAAACUGGUAUUGGUAUUUAAACCAACAUUAAACCCCAAAUCUCAUAGCUUUGAUGAGUGCUAUUCAGUUUUAUAAAGAUAAUAAGUUUCAAACCUAUGCUUAUGCUCUCAGGUAUACGGCAGUUCCUUCAUCAGUGUUCAUUGAUGUAUUGAUUGCUCUGAAGGGUUAUGAUUGACUAUGAUUGAAGGUUAUCAUUCAGAGCAUCUGUGAUAUUUGUGGUAGAAUUAUCAUUAGUUAUCAAGGUUAUGAUACACUUUAUUAGCAUAAUUAGUAGUAGUGGGGCGAUACACCGAUGCAUCGGUCGAUCGCAAUUUUUGCUUCUCAAUCAGGUAUCGAUCACAUUCGCACACAAAGUAUCGUUUCUAACCUUAAAUGUAUUCACACUGUCAAUCUAUGAACAGAGGCCUCAUCUUAGAUAAACAUGUAAACAGAAUAUGAGACCUUUUAACAACCCAAGAGAAAUGAAAAUGAUCAAAGCAAAAACAAAGGACUAGAUGUCCAUGAGGAUUUAUGAUAUUAAAUUUUGAAACAUAUGUCAGUUGAAAGUAGUCUGUACCAAAAAAGGGGGCUUAGGUGUCCAAGUGUUCCAGAGCAAUUCAUUCUUCAGAAUUGUGUCCCUUGUUUUUUGUCGCUGAUAUUGGGUUUGAAUCCAAUUGUGAUGCUUGGUUUGUCAGCACAGUACCUGUGCUUGUUGGUUCACCAAAGUGGUAAACGUCUGGGCUUUCCUUCACAUGAAGCUGAGAUGCCCUGAUAUGACUGAUAUACUGUUAAACCAGCUCACUCUCUCACUGCAAUAAAACCUUAUUGACUGGUAGUCUGGACUUGUCCUUUGGCAUGAUUUCCAUAAGACUAAAUGGCCUAUAUUUUACAACAUAAUCGUCUAUGUUAUAUAGUCAGCAUAUAGAGCUCACCAAGUCCUGUUGCUUAGUCAGUGUAAUAAUAAUAUGGUCAGUUCAAAUUAAGUACUUGUUUUCAAGAAGCACCUGUCAUUUUUUAGCCAUUUUCUAAAAAAGACAAAUAUAUUCUAAGGAGGAGUAAUAAAGUCUAUUAUAAAUUUUAUGUCAAAAUUUACGAUUCCAUUGACAUUUUUUACAAUAUUUGUUCUUACUACUACUACACCUUGUACACCAAGGACUUCACCAGAAGGAAAAGUGCAGCUUUUCAUUCUCUAAAACAGGUGCCUGUUAUGCACAAAAAAGGGCUAAAAAUAUGACUAUGCCCAGUCCAGUAAUAUAUUUGUCCCUGAUCUUUUUUUUCACAUUAAAAAAACCCAAUUUAGUUUGUAUGGUCUAAUUUAGUUGUAUUAUGCUAGUGAUGAGCUGUGUUUGUGUCGUAAUGAUUAGUAUGAUCACUGCCAAUACAAGCUGAUUGUCAUGAAUUGGUUUGCUCUCUUGUACAUAUAAGGGACCACUUUGUGGUAUGGUUGUCAUGACAACUGCUAUGACCCUUUUCAUGCUUUUAAAGUUUACACUGAAUAUGGUAUGCUUAUGAUAAUGUGUGAAAUUAUGUUACCAUGAUCAGUUUGGUGCAACUGUUAUUGAAAUCACUUUCAUGUAAGGUUUAUGGAUGUGCAUUUUGGUGACACAACUGUUUGAAAUACACAUAAUUAGUUAUACUUUGUUGCUUGUUUUUUGUUUCAAAGAUUCGUUCCAGGAGGUCUGGACACGCCCCUUUUGAAAACCAAAUGUGGUAUGUUGUAGGCAGUAACAUUAUCUAGAGGGGAUUUUGAUACUUUGGACCUCCCCUUUUGAAAAUGCUGGAACUGCCCUUGCAGUUCUUGUCUGAGUUAUGGUCCUAAACCAGUUUCAGUCAUCAAGCUGAUCAACUUCUUACUA